AUGUACUUGAGCCCGUUUUUAUCGGCGGUAUCGGGAUUAUCGGAAUCGCUCUUUGCCAAGACUGCUUGGCGGAAGCUAAGGCUCUUAACUCCCAAGAUAGAUCUAAUCGUGGAUAAAUACUGUGGUAAAAGACCGUACAGAUGUACAUUAGAAGAUAAAAAAGAAAUUGAAGAGCAAAUAGGGAAAUUGCUAGAGAAAGGAUUAAUUGAAGAAUCCUACAGCCCUUUCGCUGCACCAGUGACACUAGCAUAUAAAAGAGACGAAGGGAAGAGAUCUAGAUUGUGUAUAGACUUUAGAGACCUAAAUAAGAUUAUCAUACCACAAGCCCAACCAUUUCCAAUAAUAGACGACCUGAUAAUAAAAACGAGAAACUCAAAAUCAGUGAUAUAUCUCGGACACAUAAUAGAAAACAAUACAGUGAGACCAGUAAAAGACAAUUUAACCUCAAUUCAAAAUUUUCCAACUCCUAAAACACAAAAGAACAUCCGACAAUUCUUAGGGAAAGUCAAUUUCUAUCAUGAGUACAUACCGAAAAGCUCGAUAUUGUUAGACCCACUACAUAGAUUAUUGAGGAAAAAUGAAAAAUUUAUAUGGGCAGAAGACUGUGAAAGGUCUUUUACAGAAAUAAAGAAAUUGCUAUGCUCUCAACCAGUGCUAGAAAUAUUCGACAAAGAUUUGCUUACACGGAUUUACACAGACGCAUCACUUGAAGGCAUAGGUGCAAUAUUCAAACAGGUACAGCAUAACGGAAUAGAGAAGCCAGUAGCAUACUUCUCAAAGAAACUAAAUGAAUCGCAAAAAAGAAAAAAAGCGAUAUACUUGGAAUGCCUGGCUAUCAAAGAGGCGGUAAAAUAUUGGCAACACUGGUUGAUCGGAAGAAGAUUUGAAGUGUACUCAGAUCAUAAACCGCUGGAGAGCAUGAACAUCAAGGCCAGAACGGACGAAGAGUUAGGCGACUUAAUGUAUUAUUUGUCACAGUAUGAUUUCCAAAUAAAAUAUGUUCCAGGAAAGGAUAACGCCGAAGCAGAUUGCCUAAGCCGAAAUCCAGUAUUAGAACCAACCAGAAAUCUAACAGAAAAUAUAAAAAAGAUAUGCAAGACAUGUGAAGUAUGUAUCAAAAAUAAAUCUAGAGGUCAAGAAAAAUAUGGCCGGAUGUCACAGUUAGGACCAGCAACCAGACCGUUCGAAAUAAUGUCAAUGGACACUAUUGGAGGCUUUGGAGGACUAAGAUCAACAAAAAAAUACCUUCAUCUACUGGUUGACCAUUUUACCAGAUACGCAUUUAUUGCAACUUCGAAGACACAAAAUGCUACGGAUUUUAUCAAGCUAGUGAAAAACGUUCUAGAAACAGACAAGAUUGAAACGAUACUCACAGACCAAUACCCAGGCAUCAACUCAAGAGAAUUUAAAGAAUACCUAGAAGAAAACGAUGUUAGAUUGAUUUUCACUGCUUAUCUGCUGGAUGGCACGGACACAAGUAUUUUACCUGAAGAACUGAGAAGAGAAAAACAUCAAGAGGACUGGAUGAAAGAUAAAGAAUUAGCCCUAGAGAGAACUAUUAAGUCACAUGAUUAUAAAAAAAAACUAUUUGAUAAAAAUAGAAAACAUCAUGAGUUUAAUACAGGUGACAUGGUAUAUAUAGAAAAUGGUAAUAGAUUGAAUAGGAAAAAGCUAGACGAUUUGAGAAUUGGACCACUUGAGAUAAUAGAAAAAAUAUCGAACUCGAUAUACAGAAUUAAGACUAAUAGGAAAAAAUCAGGAACAAGCUUGUUCCACAUAACAAAACUAAUUCCAAUAUCAGAUAUAGAUAAGGACGCAGACGAAGAGGAUUGA
Solenopsis invicta (red fire ant) is the source of this 1833-nucleotide messenger RNA. RefSeq lists its product as uncharacterized. The transcript is spliced from 5 exons. NCBI's taxonomy places the organism in Eukaryota, Metazoa, Arthropoda, Insecta, Hymenoptera, Formicidae. The record is from RefSeq and is a predicted model, not a curated record. Gene Ontology annotation, biological process: DNA integration. Gene Ontology annotation, molecular function: nucleic acid binding. The coding region runs from base 1 to 1833 and encodes 610 amino acids.